Molecule: messenger RNA, 762 nt
Organism: Leptomonas pyrrhocoris
Lineage: Eukaryota; Euglenozoa; Kinetoplastea; Trypanosomatida; Trypanosomatidae
Product: LP7 protein
Exons: 1
Coding region: 358-762 (134 amino acids)
Source: RefSeq, a predicted model, not a curated record
GCGGCUCCUUUUCUUACCUAAUAAAUCAACACCAUGAAUGUGUUGUACAACCAGCUUUUUGUUGGUUGUGAACGUGUCUUUCCAGCUUUACAUACCGUAAAACGCUAGUGUGACGGGGAGUUCACUCAUCUCUCUCUGAUUACAAUGAAUCUUUGACGUACAGCACUUUCACUUUCUGUUCUUCUUUUAUUGUUAUUCCAUCUCUUUUUGAUGUUGUUGUUGUUGACUACACACAACUAGUUCAUCAAUAUAAUUCCAAUUCUCCGGAAGUUGCCUCAUUUCCGUAACCCGGGACUGUCAGCUUCUCACCUUUGCGCUUCUUGUUCGGGCCUUUAGGAAAGGAAGAAAGUAUCAGAAAUGGGGCAAAUCAAGAAGGUGAUUUCCCUUCUCGUGAUUGCGGUGCUUGCCAUCGCGGCAAGCGCAAGUGUCACUCUCCGCCAUUGCGAUACGGCUCAAAAAGUAAUCGACGUGGUGACAGACGGCAACGCUAGCCAUUUACUGUUCUUCUACGAUUCUCUUGAUGUGAGCAGCAUGCGAGUGUACAACACUCUGACCUCCCUCAAAACUCAAAAGAAACACGUCGUGGAAGUUCUUGACAUUCGCAACACGCAAACGGGAUGGCUAAUGUCUACCUUUGAGGUGUUUUAUGUUCCAACACUGCGACUUGUCAAGUGGACCGCGAGCGGGAGGAAAAUUCUGGAUGGUACUCAGGGAAUGGAUUUUUCUCCGAUGAGCCUUGCACAGUUUUUAGACCGGUAUUAA